Molecule: messenger RNA, 2461 nt
Organism: Sphaeramia orbicularis (orbiculate cardinalfish)
Lineage: Eukaryota; Metazoa; Chordata; Actinopteri; Kurtiformes; Apogonidae
Gene: ccdc3b
Product: coiled-coil domain containing 3b
Exons: 3
Coding region: 374-1201 (275 amino acids)
Source: RefSeq, a predicted model, not a curated record
UAGAUUCGCAGUUGGGUUCAUGUGAAAGGUGAGGGGUGCAGUUUUUGCAGGGGGAUGCUGGGAUGAAUGGGCUGAACCCUGAUCACAGGUAGUGUGGCUGGAGGAGGGAGCAGGGACCACAGACAGACAGACAGACAGACAGACAGACCUACACUGACUGUUUGGGGUGUUUGUUUAGGGUUUUUUGUUGUUGUUGUUGUUGAAGCACUUUUAAUUUUUUACUCCUUCAAUUCUUGAUGUCAACUGAGUAAACACUGGUGGAAGCAUGGAGUGAAAUCCCUGCAGUUUCUCCGUGAAUUCAUCCAUCAUCCAUCAUCCAUCGUGCGCCUCGGUGCGUCUCACUGACCCACUCACGCCUUCUCGUCGACGGAUCAUGUGGAUUAUUUUGGCGUUUAUCCUGGCACUGACCGGUCCUGGUGGGAGCGAUGGAUGCCAGCUGCCCCACGACUGGAGACCGCAGACAGAAGCGUGCCGUGCGGAGCUGGCGGAGAUCAUCGUCUUUGCAAAGGUGUUGGCGCUGCACAAAGAGUCGUACAACGUGUACAACUACCUGCCGUGGCAGCACGACACGGACCUGCUGUUCUCCGCCGAGAUCGAGCUGCUGUGCGACCAGGCGUGGGGUAGUAUGCUGGAAGUCCCCGCAGGAUCCAGGUUUAAUGUCACCGGUCUGGGGUACUUCCCCUGCUUCUCAUACAGUGUUACCAAAAACAACAGCUACUACUUCUUUCUGAGGAUGGAUGAAAACUACAAUAUCGUCCCUCAUGGAGUCAACUUCCAGGAUGCCAUCUUUCCAGACACUGCAGAGAACCACCGCAUGUUCGCCAGUCUCUUCCAGUUUUCCAACUGCACACCUGGCACUCAGGUCCACAGCUAUACCCCAGAGUGGGAGGCUCAGGAGGACAGCCGGUUGCUGUGCUCCACUGUGCAGAAGGCUCUGUUCGAGGAGGAGGAGAGAGUGAGGACUCUCUCCCAGAAGGUGCGCACUUUGGAGAAAGCCAACGGCCACCUGAGGGAAAAGGUGAAGACCAUGAAACGCCUGCUCCGCCAAGCGCAGCGAGAAACUACGAAGGAGCAACAGACCCUCAGUCUCAAACAGCUCUAUGAGUCAAAGACACCACAAGCCCACCCUGAUCAGGACACGACCCAGGAGGAAAAGAGACCCCCACUAAAAAAGGUCCUCUCCAAGAAGCUAAAAGACUAGAGUGUUUUUUUAACCACUUGUGUAUAAAUCCCUGAAGCAUGAAGCAUCAGUGAUCAAGCAAAAUGAAAGGAUAGAGUGGGAAAAGCUGGGGGGAGCAGCAAAUGCAGCAACAAUAGAGAGAAAGGUGAUGAUAUUAGCUCUGUUUUCAACUGCCAAAGGGGUCUUUUAUGUUACUCUAUAAACACAAUAGCUGUAAUGCCUGGUUUAGAUGGUAACUCUGGCUUUAUAUCAGGGAAGGGGAUCAUGUUAAAUCGAUCAACAGGAGGAAUUCGUCAUCAUAAAAAUCUCUUUAUCAUUUAUUUUAGUCCAUGAGUCCAGUGCAAACACCAUUCUUUCACAACAUGCUGCCGCUCCCUGUCCUAACCCAACCUUUGCCAUUCUCUGAUACUUUAAUUCAGUGGCAGCACAAAAGUUUCCAAAGGAAUGAAUGAAUAAUGAAUAACGCUCAAAGCUGGCAGAUGCACUGAUGCAACAGCAUGUGGACAAUGUUAAAGCAUUGGUAAUAGCUUUUGUACUGUGCUGGACACAUUAUGCAGUGUAUUAAUACUAGAAUUUGUUGUAUGUCUUUUUUUGUAUUGUUGCCAAAAUGCUCCAGGUCAAGCUUUAUGUUUUAGUGUGAGUCCAAAGUUUUUGUCUAUAGUUUUUGUGAACAGAUCUUUUCUUUCAGUUAGAAAUGCACAGGAUGGAUUUUACAUUGAAAUCUGAAAGCUGUGGUGAUUUUCUAACAUAUUAUCGGCAGCAUUUAGGGGACAAAUUAUUAGGCCAGUUACUAAAUGCAAGGUGAGAAAUAACCUACUACAUACAUUAAUUAAAAAAAAGGAUAAUGUGGAAUGCUUAAAAAUGCUGAAUGUGGAAGGGUAUUAUGAAUUAAAACAAUGUGUGUUGUAGCAGUGCCAAAGCAUAAUUUUGUAUAUGAGCCCACAGAUGCAGAAAAGCAGCUGUUUUGCAAGGUCAUUGAAAUGUUUUGGAACCAAAGUCUAUUUUCUGUUUUUUUUGCCUAUUUUUUAAAACAGGGUGCUGAGCACCCAAUAGGUCCAGCUGUUAGAGGUCCAGGAUUUGGACUAUUCGUGUAAGAAAUGAAAGUUUGUUCUUCCUUCUGUUAAAUUUUCUGUGUAUUUGCAUUCAUUAUUAUCUUGCUUGCUCAACAUGCUUGCUACUUUUUCUAGUUUGCUUUCAAUAUGGCAUAAUCGAUUGUUUCACAGUUAUUGAGUUUUUUGUUUUUAUUUUGUUUUUUAAAUAAAUAAAUGAACGUUUUCAUAA